ACGAGAGAUGAGAACGACUGCAGUUGUGGAGGUUAGUGCGAAAUGUCAAACGUUGAUAUAUAAGGUGUCACAAAUAAACCUUGGAGGAAAUAUAAGAUAAGUAUACUCGCAAAUAUUUUUCAAAUAGAGUUUAUAAAAAAAUAUUCGCACAUUUUUCGUAUUUGAUCGGUUUUAAUCUAAUUAAUUUUAUAAAUUCGUCUUUACAACACGAUGAGCCGAGAUGCUUAGAUGUAGUUAAAUAAAUUGUAACUGUAACAAAUAUUAAAAAUUAACAUUUUAUGUAUUUGUUACAAUUAUAAUUAUAAUUUAUUUAACUACAUCUAAGCAUCUCUGAUCAUCGUUGUUGUAAUGACGAAUUCAUAAAGCUCAAUUAGACCAAAGCCGAUCCAAUACAAGAAGAUGUAUUAUUUAAUAAUUAAAACUAACUUUUUCUUUUUUGCAGAAGUAGAGAGCACACAAGAAUGAGACAUUGGAAGCCUUUGCAAGAAGGUGAUAUAUUCAAUGUUGAUAUAACAGUUUAUCUUAAUGGCUAUCUCGGCGAUUGCUCAGUCAUGUUUCAAGUUGGUAAGGUAGAUUCUGAAGGUAAACGAUUGGUAACAAUCACAGAUUUGUGUUUAAAGUCAGCUAUUGAAAUAUGCAAAUCAAAUGAAUAUUUCUGCAAUAUUGGUAAUAAUUUGUACACGAUUAAAAAUCUCAACUUGGUUAUAUGCUAUAACAUUCAUUUUUAACAUUUUGUAUAAUUUUUCUAUUUUGUUUUCAGGUAAUGUAAUAGAAGACAACAAAUAAACACAAUUUGAAUGUAAUACCUGCACAUUUGGGUUGUGGUAUUGGAACUUACUUUCAUGGUGCUCCAGACAUUUAUCACUUCGGUAUAGUGAAAAUAUUUUUUACUAUCAAUAUUAAUGCGCAUUGGCAUAUGACUAAUAGAAAUUAUCUAAUUCCAAUUUAUAGAUAAAAUAUAUCUUGCUUUUAAAAUAAAUUUCUACAUAACUGUAAAUAUUAAAUUGUCUUAUAUGUAUACUGAUAUUUUAACGCCUAUUUUUUUCGUUUUACAAAUGAUUUUUCUGACAAAAUAAAACCAGAUAUGACAUUUACUAUUGAACCAGCUUUAAGUCAAGGAACAACGCAGAUUGAAAUUCUGGAAGAUGGAUAGAAAAUUUGUACUGUUGAUAAUUCUAGGACAGCUCAAGUUGAACAUACAAUUUUAAUAACAGAUACUGGAUGCGAAGUGCUAACACUUUAAUGUACAAUCGAUAUUAUUGCUAUUUUAUAUAAAAAGUACCCAUAAAAUAUAUUAUUUUUAGCAUACAUAAAUUAAUUUGCACAUAUGCGUUUUAAUCUUACAAGUACUAUCUUGUGUUUUUAUAUGUAAAAAUAAAAGUUAGGUAAAAUUUAUGUCUAUUA
This is a messenger RNA of Solenopsis invicta (red fire ant), 1404 nucleotides long. RefSeq names its product methionine aminopeptidase 1D, mitochondrial-like. The transcript is spliced from 2 exons. The record is from RefSeq and is a predicted model, not a curated record. Bases 462 to 728 code for a protein of 88 amino acids. NCBI's taxonomy places the organism in Eukaryota, Metazoa, Arthropoda, Insecta, Hymenoptera, Formicidae.